Messenger RNA from Microplitis mediator, 2311 nucleotides. Its product is annotated as G-protein coupled receptor Mth2-like. The record is from RefSeq and is a predicted model, not a curated record. Gene Ontology annotation, molecular function: G protein-coupled receptor activity. The transcript has 7 exons. Lineage: Eukaryota; Metazoa; Arthropoda; Insecta; Hymenoptera; Braconidae. Gene Ontology annotation, cellular component: membrane. The coding region runs from base 635 to 2302 and encodes 555 amino acids. Gene Ontology annotation, biological process: G protein-coupled receptor signaling pathway; cell surface receptor signaling pathway.
UUAUAUAUAUAUAUAUAUUUAUUUAAUCUCUGAAUGUGGUAAUUUAUUAAAGCAGAUGUGGCGUUAAUCUUAUUAAUAAUUCCCCAGACUCUUGAUUAUUAUUUUAUUAAUUUAUAUUGUAAGUAUAGAAUUUUAAUGCAUUUGGGAUGUGUCACAAGCUCUGCGUGUUCAUUAUCAUCAUCAUCAUCAUCAUAAUAAUAAUAAUAAUAAUAAAAAUAAAAAUAAAGUGUAGUGAUGAAGAGUGAAAGAGGGAAAGGAGAGAGGGAAUUAAGAAUGAGAUAGAGAAUUAUGAGAGAUUAUGGAAUAGAGAAAAGUAGAAUGUGAGAAUGGUGUGAAUAAAUAGGUAGACAACAAGUUAUAACUAUAAACUCCACCUUGUUUGAGUUUUGUUUAUUUUAUUUUCUGGUUUUAUUCGAGUGAUCGCGUGUAUAGCAAACCAGUAGCCCCAAUAUAAUAACUGUACUGUGAAAACUGUACGUCUAAUGGAUUCUCAAGUACCAGAGUGUUGCAGACAUAGUGGUGGAUCAACCGUUAAGAGAAACACUUGGUCAUCGUCUCCGUCUCCGUCGUCGUCGUGAUCAUCACCGGGUUUUUUUUGUUUAUUGUUGUUAGUUGUUAGUUGUUAGUUGUAGUCAUGGAUUUUACAUCAUUAUUUACUUUAAAUGCUUUUAUUAUUGUAUCUAUUUUACAAUCAUCAUGUUAUUCGGUAUUUGUGACAAUUAGUUCUAAUAAUAUUUCUUUUGUCAAUAAUACUAAUAAUAAUUCAAUGUCAACUGUUGAGAUGAAUUAUUUUUCAAAUUUACUGACAACAGUUAAUGAUAAAUUAAUAAAUUCAUCGAUAAUUCCAAUAUGCUGUCCUUCUGGUUAUAUUGUUAAACAAUCAAAGUGUUUGAAAAUUAAUAAAAUUUCACAAAAUGUUUCUAAAGACGAAGAUGUUAAUAAUAAUGAUAUUGAAUUAAAAUUUCCCCAAAUAUAUACUUAUGAUUUGAGAGUAUCGGAUAAAAAAUGGGAGAGUAUAUUUAAAAAAAAAAAAUAUGGAAUACCGUGUGAUAACGGAUUAUACGCCUUAAAUUCAGAUUCACCGGAAUAUGAUAUUUUUUAUUUGCUUGAAAAUGGAACUAUUUAUCAGAAUAAUACAUCAGUUGGAGCUCCAGAUACCUGGCUUAAUGUUAAUGAUUAUUGUUUAGCAAAUAUUCAAAGAGAAAAUAAAACUUAUUCAGUUGUGGCUGUUUGUCUUUCAAACUCGUAUGAAAAAGAAAUACCAUUUACAUAUCGUAUAGGAAUACUUUUGUCUAUACCAUUUUUUGCAGUUACAUUUUUAGUUUAUGCAUUACUUCCGGAGCUAAAAAAUAUACAUGGUAUUACUUUGAUGGCAUACGUUGGUUCUCUAUGUAUCGCAUAUAUAACUCUGGCUGUUGUCCAGAUUGGAGAUUCUGCUAUUAGCAAUAUCAGGCGUCUCUGCAGUUCAUUUGCUUUUGUUAUUCAUUUUUCAUUUUUGGCGAGUUUUUUCUGGUUAAAUGUCAUGUGUUUCGAUAUCUGGUGGACCUUUGGCAAAAAUCCAGGAAGGCACGCAAUGCCAUGUAAUGGAGGAUUUCGUGCGCUGCAGGGAAGUAUAAAACAACGUGAGCGAAAAAAAUUCAUUAUUUAUUCAAGCUAUGCGUGGGGUUGCGCCGGGAUUUUAACUGGAAUCUGUCUGAUUAUGGAUUUUCAUCCGAGUAUCCCAUCAAGUUUUAUCCGACCGCGAUUUGGUGAACAAAGCUGUUGGUUUACGACCGAUGCUGCUAAAGCAAUUUAUUUUUAUGGACCUAUGGGGGUGACUGUUGUUUGCAACAUAAUUCUUUUUGUAUCUACGGCAAUAAAAAUAGUUAAUCAUAAAAAAGAAACCGCCCAUCAUCUUAAGGGUAUUGACAGUCAUCGACACGAUGAUAAUAAACAAUGGUUCAAUUUAUAUCUUAAAUUAUUCAUUGUAAUGGGAAUAAAUUGGUCAAUGGAAAUAAUAUCUUGGCUCUGUAAAGAUGCACCAGAUUAUGUCUGGUACGUGACUGAUAUUGCAAACACACUCCAAGGUUUGAUAAUCUUUAUAAUAUUUGUGUGGAAAGAUAAAAUAAAACGUUUAUUGCUUAAACGUUUUGGUUGUAAAGAUUCAAGAUUUUUUCAAUCUCGUAAUUCUACACGAAGUGGAUACCACAGUUCAAUGUCUACACGAACUAAUACAUCUACUUUGACUCCUUUACAAGAUAAAUUUAAAAGUACUAAUAGUGUUGAAAAAAAUAUGGCCGAUGAUCAAACUGAUGUUUUUUAAAUAAUAAUA